CUUUAGCCCAGUGUUAAGUCUUUGUUGUCCAUCAUUAUCCCCGCUAGCGGCAACUGCCUCCUCCGGCUGUUCGGGAGUUAUGGCUCGACUCCGAGGGAGCGGCGCCUCGGCUUGGACCAGGAAACGCCUCAGCGAGCUGCCCGUGCCCCGGUUGGCUCUGGCUCCCACUGAGUUUGUGUCCGUUUUUAACGUGCCACCACAGCGGGGGUAACAUUCAGCUAUGGCCGAACACGCGCUGCUGCUGCCGGUGGGAAACAUGUGGCGAUAUCUGGCCUGCGCCAAGUCCGAGCUGCGUCUGGAUCUCACUCUCGCCUGCGGACAAUCCUUCCGCUGGAGGGAAACCGCAGAAGGGCACUGGACCGGAGUGAUGGGAGGGCGCGUCUGGACUCUGAGCCAGACGGACGAGGCUCUCCGGUACCACGUCCACAGGAGCUCAGGCGGGCGAGGAGAGCCGGCGGGGCCCCGGGAGAGGAGAGCGGGUGUUCCCCUCCACACGGAAGGGUCGUCAGGGGGGAGCUCCGCAGGAGCUGUGAAUGAGGAGGAGGAGGAGGAGGAGGAGGAGGAGGAUGAUGAGGAGGAGGAGCCGGUGACCGAGGACACCGAUGAGGAAGCGGAGAUGCUGAGGGACUACUUCCAGCUGAACGUCAGUCUGGGGGAUCUGUACCAGCAGUGGGGAGCAGCAGACCCCCACUUCCAGCGCAUCGCAGCCUCCUUCCCAGGCGUGCGAGUGCUUCGCCAGGACCCCACCGAGUGUCUGUUCUCCAUCAUCUGCACCGCCAACAACCACAUCUCCCGUAUACACGGCAUGGUGGACAGGCUGUGUCAGGCUCUGGGCGCCCCGCUGGGCACGCUGGACGGAACCUCUUACCACGACUUCCCCUCCCUGUCUGCGCUCGCUGGCGGCGGCGUGGAGGCCCGUCUGAGGGAUCUGGGUUUCGGAUACAGGGCUCCGUUCCUCCAGCGGAGCGCAGCGCAGAUCCUGGCCGCCGACGGGCCCCGGUGGCUCGAGGGUCUCCGGGCCGCCCCGUACGCGGAGGCGCACGAGGCCCUGUGCGCUCUCCCCGGCGUGGGCGCCAAGGUGGCGAACUGCGUGUGUCUGAUGUCCCUGGACAAGGCCGAGGCCGUGCCCGUGGACACGCACGUGUGGCAGAUCGCCAAGCGGGACUACGGAUACACGGCCGGCAAAGCACCGAAGAGCAUCACCAACAAACUGCAACGGGACCUCGGGGUGUUCUUCAGGACGCUGUGGGGUCCUCGCGCCGGUUGGGCGCAGUCGGUGCGGUUCUGUGCCGAACUCAAGAAGUUCCAACCGCUGAGGGAAACGGCGCAGCUGAAGAAAGAGGACGAGGACGAGGACGAGGACAAGAAGGAGGUGACGGUAGCUCGCGAGGGCGCGAAGGCCGAGGGAAGUGGAAAUGCGAAGGGAGGGAGGAACAAGCCGGCGCGUCACAAGAAAGCGAAGACGUCGGCCUGAGGGAGUGAUGGAGUGAGGUGAUCACGCUCCUCGUGUCAGGAGCUCACAUCCGAUUACAGUACUACACAUUAUAUAUAUAUAUUUGUAUAUUUAGCUAUAAAUAUAUAGCUGGGACUUUCUAGGCUGUGAAUACUUAUGUACAUGUUACGUUUUCGUUCUUUAUUUUUAACAGAUUUGCAACAAUUUGCAAA
Messenger RNA from Gasterosteus aculeatus aculeatus (three-spined stickleback), 1665 nucleotides. RefSeq names its product 8-oxoguanine DNA glycosylase (gene ogg1). Gene Ontology annotation, cellular component: nucleus. Gene Ontology annotation, molecular function: damaged DNA binding; 8-oxo-7,8-dihydroguanine DNA N-glycosylase activity. Lineage: Eukaryota; Metazoa; Chordata; Actinopteri; Perciformes; Gasterosteidae. Gene Ontology annotation, biological process: base-excision repair; base-excision repair, AP site formation; nucleotide-excision repair. The record is from RefSeq and is a predicted model, not a curated record.